AUGAAAUGUUGUCUGAUGUUCGCCUCCCUGCCUCGCACCCAGCUGCCUCUGUUGCUGAUGAUGGAUAUUGAAACGAGGAAGAUAGCGACGUUUUCUUCCGCAUCCGCUAGUGAAACCGGAUCCGUCGACCCCAUGGCGGUGUCGAAAGCAGAAGAGGUGAUUGAUUCUCUUUCCCUGUCGUCUGGCGCUCGAUUCUCCUUCGCUGCUAUCUGA
This is a messenger RNA of Linum trigynum, 213 nucleotides long. The record is from the annotation of a GenBank genome assembly. NCBI's taxonomy places the organism in Eukaryota, Viridiplantae, Streptophyta, Magnoliopsida, Malpighiales, Linaceae.